Messenger RNA from Striga asiatica, 5307 nucleotides. Lineage: Eukaryota; Viridiplantae; Streptophyta; Magnoliopsida; Lamiales; Orobanchaceae. The record is from the annotation of a GenBank genome assembly.
AUGAAUAUUCCACAGGCCGCCGAUGACGACGUUUACAACAUUAUACCAAUCCACAACCUCCUAGCGGACCACCCUUCUCUCCGCUUUCCGGAGGUACGCGCCGCCGCCGCGGCCCUCCGCGCGGUUGGCGACCUUCGCCCCCCGCCGUUCUCGCCAUGGAAGCCCAGCUACGACCUCCUCGACUGGCUUGCUCUCUUCUUCGGGUUCCAGGCCUCCAACGUCAGCAACCAGAGGGAGCACCUGGUGCUCCACCUCUCCAAUGCUCAGAUGCGGCUGUCUCCGCCGCCUGACAACAUCGACACCCUCGAUCCCGCCGUCCUCCGUCGCUUCCGGCGCAGUCUCUUGAGGAAUUAUUCCAAUUGGUGCUCGUUCCUUAACAUCAAGUCCAAUAUCUGGCUUUCGGACUCGCAUUCCCGCCACUCAUCCUCUGAUCACCGCCGGGAGCUCUUGUAUGUCUCGCUGUAUCUGCUUAUAUGGGGUGAGUCCGCCAAUUUACGUUUUGUUCCAGAGUGCAUCUCUUUUAUUUUCCACAACAUGGCCAUGGAAUUGAAUAAGAUAUUGGAGGACUACAUAGAUGAGAAUACGGGGAGACCCUUUCUGCCUUCUGUAUCUGGGGAAAAUGCUUUUCUUAAUAGAAUUGUGAAGCCAAUUUAUGAUACUAUCAAGGCUGAGGUGGAGAAUAGUAAGAACGGGACGGCCCCACACUCGGCAUGGAGGAAUUAUGAUGAUAUAAAUGAGUACUUUUGGAGUAAGAGGUGCUUUGAGAUGCUGAAAUGGCCUAUUGAUAUUGGGAGCAAUUUCUUUGUGACGGGGCGUACGGGUAAAAAAGUUGGGAAGACUGGGUUUGUUGAGCAGAGGUCGUUUUGGAACUUAUUCAGGAGCUUCGAUAAGCUUUGGAUUCUGCUUAUUUUGUUUCUCCAGGUGGCAAUUAUUGUGGCUUGGGAAGGUAGGGAGUUUCCUUGGCAGGCAUUAGAGAGGAGGGAGGUUCAGGUGCGGUGCUUGACUGUGUUUUUCACAUGGAGCGCCCUAAGAUUCUUGCAAUCUUUGUUGGAUAUCGGGAUGCAGUACAAUUUGGUAUCACGGGAGACCAAGUCACUGGGAGUGAGGAUGGUUUUGAAAAGUGUGGUUGCUGCUGGGUGGAUUAUAGUGUUUGGGGUCUUCUAUGGAAGGAUAUGGAGUCAGAGGAAUCACGACCGAGGUUGGACGAGUGCAGCAAACAGGAGAGUUGUAAAUUUUCUGGAGGUUGUAGUGGUUUUCAUUGCCCCAGAGGUGUUAUCUUUAGCUCUAUUUGUUGUGCCGUGGGUCAGGAAUGUUUUGGAGAAUACAAAUUGGAAGAUAUUUUAUUUGUUGACAUGGUGGUUUCAUAGUAAAACUUUUGUGGGUCGGGGGCUCAGAGAAGGUCUUAUUGAUAAUGUCAAGUACAGCCUUUUUUGGGUUGUAGUGCUUGCAACAAAAUUUACUUUUAGUUACUUCAUGCAGAUUAAGCCGAUGAUUGCCCCGACAAGGACCUUGCUGAAUCUCGAAAAUGUUAACUAUGAGUGGCACGAGUUCUUUGGUAACAGUAACCGAUUUGCUGUUGGGCUGAUAUGGCUUCCGGUUGUUUUGAUUUACCUAAUGGACCUCCAGAUUUGGUACUCGAUCUACUCUUCGUUUGUCGGCGCUGCGGUUGGGCUGUUUGAUCACUUGGGUGAAAUUCGAAACAUGCAGCAGCUGCGGUUGAGAUUUCAAUUCUUUGCCAGUGCUAUCCAAUUCAAUCUUAUGCCUGAGGAGCAGCUGUUGAAUGCUAGGGGAACAUUUAAGAGCAAGAUAAAGGAUGCCAUCCAUCGGUUGAAAUUGAGAUAUGGACUUGGCCGGCCCUUUAAGAAACUUGAAUCCAACCAGGUUGAGGCCUAUAAAUUUGCCUUGAUAUGGAAUGAGGUAAUCAAUAUAUUUAGAGAGGAAGAUAUUAUCAGUGAUCGUGAGGUUGAGCUUUUGGAGCUGCCUCAAAAUGACCGGACAAAUCAUAAAAGCAACUGGGAAAUUCGGGUGAUUCAGUGGCCAUGCUUACUUCUUUGCAAUGAGCUACUUCUUGCCCUCAGUCAGGCGAAGGAGUUGGUAGAUGCUCCUGACAAAUGGAUUUGGUAUAAAAUCUGCAAGACUGAGUACAGACGAUGUGCGGUCAUUGAAGCAUAUGACAGCUUAAAGCAUUUCUUACUAGCAAUUGUCAAGUAUGAUUCUGAGGAGCGCUCUAUUAUCAGAACAUACUUUCAAGAAAUUGAUCAGUGGGUUCAGCUGGAGAAAUUCACGAAAAACUAUGACAUGAAAGCACUCCCCAAAAUCCAUGAAAAGUUGGUCCAUCUUCUUAAUCUUGUCCUCAAGCCCGACCAAGAUGAUGAUAAGGUGGUGAAUGCUCUUCAGGCGCUUUAUGAGGCUGCUAUUAGAGACUUACUGAUAGAUCCUAGAAACAACAGCCAGCUGAAGGAGGAUGGUCUUGCUCCUCAUAGGACAUCUGGGGAAGGUUUGCUUUUCCAGAAUGCUAUUGAGUUACCAAGUGCAAGUAAUGAGACUUUCUAUCGUCGUGUCCGGCGAUUGCAUACAAUUCUCACGUCCCGAGAUUCCAUGCAGAAGGUUCCCGAAAAUCUUGAGGCAAGGCGUCGUAUUGCCUUCUUUAGUAACUCCUUGUUCAUGAACAUGCCUCAUGCUCCGCACGUGGAGAAAAUGAUGGCUUUCAGUGUUUUGACACCAUACUACACUGAAGAGGUGCUAUACAGCAAAGAGCAACUCCGAACUGAGAAUGAAGAUGGGAUUUCAACCCUUUACUACCUGCAAACCAUCUAUGCCAGUGAUUGGAGGAACUUCCUUGAGAGGAUGCGCAGAGAAGGAAUGAAAAGUGAAAGAGAACUUUGGACAACCAGGCUUAGAGAUCUUCGACUGUGGGCAUCAUACAGAGGCCAGACACUCACCCGCACGGUGAGAGGAAUGAUGUACUACUACCGUGCCCUUGAGAUGCUGGCCUUUUUGGAUUCUGCUUCUGAGAUGGACAUGAGAGAAGGAUCUCAGCAACUUGUUUCGAUGAGGCAUAAUGAUGAUGUGGAUGGUUUUGCCUCGGAAAAAUCCCGUUCCUCGAGAGCUUUGAGCAGAGCAAAUAGUUCGGUCAGUGUUUACUUUAAAGGUCAUGAGCGUGGCACAGCUUUGAUGAAGUUCACUUAUGUGGUUGCAUGCCAGAUUUAUGGUUCUCAAAAGGCCAAAAAGGAUCCUCACGCGGAGGAAAUACUUUAUUUGAUGAAGAACAAUGAAGCACUUCGGGUUGCCUAUGUUGAUGAGGUAGCAUCAGGGAGGGAUGAGAAAGAGUAUUACUCUGUCCUGGUGAAAUAUGAUCAGAAGUUGCAAAGAGAAGUUGAGAUAUAUCGGGUCAAGUUGCCUGGUCCAGUAAAGCUUGGCGAGGGAAAGCCGGAGAAUCAGAAUCAUGCUAUUAUCUUCACCAGAGGAGAUGCUGUCCAGACCAUUGACAUGAAUCAGGAUAACUAUUUUGAGGAGGCUCUUAAAAUGCGAAAUCUUUUGGAGGAAUUCAAAUCCUACUAUGGUAUUAGAAAACCUACCAUCCUGGGAGUUCGGGAGCAUAUUUUUACAGGUUCUGUAUCAUCUCUUGCUUGGUUUAUGUCUGCGCAGGAAACAAGUUUUGUAACGUUGGGUCAGCGUGUUUUAGCCAAUCCUUUGAAAGUUCGGAUGCAUUAUGGGCACCCUGAUGUAUUUGACAGAUUUUGGUUUUUGACUCGCGGAGGUCUUAGCAAGGCUUCUAGAGUGAUUAACAUUAGUGAGGAUAUCUUUGCUGGAUUCAAUUGCACAUUGAGGGGCGGGAAUGUUACGCACCAUGAAUACAUUCAAGUUGGAAAAGGAAGGGAUGUGGGGCUUAAUCAGAUCUCUAUGUUUGAAGCUAAAGUGGCCAGUGGGAAUGGUGAGCAAAUACUAAGCCGAGAUGUCUACAGGUUGGGUCAUAGACUGGACUUCUUCAGAAUGCUUUCUUUCUUUUACACUACUGUGGGCUUUUUCUUUAAUACCAUGAUGAUUCUUCUCACUGUCUAUGCAUUUUUGUGGGGUCGGCUUUAUUUGGCAUUAAGUGGGGUAGAGGGUUCUGCCGUGGCAGAUGCAAACAAUAAUAGAGCACUUGGUACAAUCUUGAAUCAACAAUUCAUUAUCCAACUUGGUCUCUUUACGGCUUUGCCGAUGGUUGUGGAGAACUCACUUGAGCAUGGCUUUCUGAAUGCCAUCUGGGACUUUAUAACAAUGCAGCUCCAAUUUUCUUCUGUAUUUUACACAUUCUCCAUGGGUACCCGAGGCCACUACUUCGGGAGAACUAUACUGCACGGAGGUGCAAAAUACCGUGCAACUGGCCGUGGUUUUGUGGUUCAGCAUAAGAGUUUUGCUGAGAAUUAUAGAUUAUAUGCCCGUAGCCAUUUUGUGAAGGCUAUUGAACUUGGACUGAUACUCACUGUAUACGCUGCCUACAGCCCAGUAGCUCAAGGAACUUUUGUGUACAUUGCAUUGACCAUUACCAGUUGGUUUCUAGUUGUAUCCUGGUUGUUGGGGCCUUUUAUUUUUAAUCCUUUGGGCUUUGAUUGGUUGAAGACUGUGUAUGAUUUUGAUGAUUUCAUGAACUGGAUAUGGUUCAGAGGUAGUGUGUUUGCAAAAGCUGAACAGAGCUGGGAAAAGUGGUGGUAUGAAGAGCAGGAUCAUCUAAGAACAACUGGUUUUUGGGGGAAGUUACUGGAAGUCAUUUUGGAUCUCCGCUUCUUCUUUUUUCAGUAUGGUAUUGUGUAUCAAUUAGGCAUUGCAGCUGGAAGCAGAAGUAUUGCUGUUUACUUGCUUUCAUGGAUAUAUGUGGUUGUGGCUCUCGGACUUUUCACAACAAUAGCAUAUGCUCGGGACAAAUAUGCUGCCAAGGAACACAUUUACUAUCGUUUGGUUCAGUUUCUUGUCAUUAUUCUUAUAACAGUAGUGAUAAUUGGCUUGUUCGAGUUUACUGAUUUCGAAUUUCUGGAUAUCCUCACCAGCUUAUUAGCUUUUAUUCCUACUGGAUGGGGAUUUAUAUCAAUUGCACAAGUCCUUCGGCCCUUCUUGCAGAAAACGUUGCUCUGGGAGACUGUUGUAUCUGUAGCUCGCCUUUAUGACAUAAUGUUCGGAGUCAUUGUCAUGGCCCCCCUAGCUCUUCUUUCAUGGUUGCCUGGAUUCCAAAACAUGCAGACAAGGAUUCUUUUCAAUCAAGCAUUCAGUAGAGGCCUCCAUAUAUCCCAGAUUGUCGCUGGAAAAAAACCCAAGGCUGAUUUGUAA